UUGGUUAUUUACGCACUUUGCCGUGUAACCAAGGAGAACAGCAGCAUCUAUAAGUGACACAUGUCCAUCAGAGCCCAACUCUUCCUCACUACCUACAUCGGAGGAUUAUCGAGGUGUGACUUUGUCUAUCACACUUGUUUCUUAACAGACCGCCCAUGCUUGUAGAAUGGAUUAUAAUAGUAGUAAGUCAUAUACUGCUUAAGUACAGUGGUUACAGUGUCCGAUAUUGUUGUUCCAAACGCACAUAGUCAUUUAAAUAGCAAACUGAAACGCAAGGAUAUUUUACUUUGAAAAGAUGCUACUUACCCAGGCUUUCUUGUGUAUCUAAAAACUGCCCUAUGAGGAGAUGUGAGACUCAGUGGAGCUGGAAGAUUGUCAAAUGUUGGCUGGGGAGGGGCAAGGCACGUCUGAGCCAGCAGUGCAUUGGAAGGUGCGGAACCAGCAGGAUUGACAGGUUAUGAUGACGGCAAAGAAAUCCGUAACUUGCACCGAUAGUAUGGAUUAACCGAAUCCAUAAAUCUAAUAAUGAAAUCAUGGCCAGCGCGGACAGUGAAGUAAAAACAUUGCUGAAUUUUGUCAACUUGGCAUCCAGCGAUAUAAAGGCUGCCCUUGACAAGUCCGCCCCGUGCAGGCGCUCGGUGGACCACAGGAAGUACCUACAGAAACAACUGAAACGCUUCUCUCAGAAGUGCUCCAGGAUGCCCUCCAGGUGCCAUGCGUACAGGGCGGGUGAAUGCGGAGUCCCCAAAACCCUUGAAGACAAAUCUGCAGUGUUCGCAUUUGAACCAGCAAAUCGUAACCUCCAGCUUUCCCGAUUGAAAGACAGGAGCGGAUCGGAAGUGCGAAGCGAGGACAAUUCCGGGCUGAAUGCGAAGCCCAAAGCGGAGCGCGAUCCUCACAGGCAAGACCAAGUGCCCAUGAGGAAACGGCAGCUCCCCGCGUCUUUCUGGGAGGAGCCCAGUUCCUCCAGGAGCAAGCGAGAUGCUUUCCCAGUCUCCUGGAGGAAGAGCCCUGGAGACGCCGGAAUCAGCGGGCCUUCAGCUCCGGAGGAGGAGAAAAAGAAGAAAUCUUCGGACGAGAGAAAAGCUCAUUUAAUACUCUCGAGUGAGCAGAUCGCAGCCGAGAAAGAGCCGCUAAUGCUGGACAUCACCCCAGGAAGCGUGAACGUGUGCGGCUGCUGUCCUUUUCAGUACCAUGGACACCACGUCUUCCAAGGCCAUAUAGUCCUUCCCCACUCAAGCUUCUCGGAGGUGGGAUUAUGGGGGAAUACCACGGUUGUCCAUGCGGAGACGUCAGACAUCCAAAAUGGACAGAAAAGUCAAACUCACGUCGUAGUGAAGCCCAUCCCCACAAAACCGUCGGUACCAUCUCCUAUUUUCAGUGUAUUUGGAUUUAUCUGACGGUCAUCUCGUCUUUUAGACCAUGACCAGCAACUAUGAAACAAGCACAAUGUAAAUAACUGUUAGAUAUUUUGUGAUAUUUGGUUAAAAUUCCCCGAUCAAUCUAUUUAUUGCAGGCUCUAAUUAAAACCAUUGAAAAUGUUUAUUUUUCCAACAGUAAGGCUAUUUUUCUAACAACGGGCUAAAGUUUUGUUUGUUAACUGUGUAUAGGCCUAUGGGAUCUGAAGCACUUACGUCAAAUUAACAAACACUGAAUGAAUUCAUGAAGAUGUGAAAAUAAUUUAAAUUUUCUUCUUCCGCGAUUACCAAGGCAGCUGUAUAGUAUAACGUAAUAGGGUACAACACAUAGAGGAUUAAUUAUAAACAUGCUAUAGCCUAUAUUUUGAGAAUGUCAGUUUCUGAUGUAACAAAUUGUGUAUUCAUUUGUACGUCAAAGCUUUAUCAGCAUAAGGGUAUGUGUAAAACUUAUUAAAUCUGUGUCAUGGAAAAUGCCAAAAGAACUUGUUUUAGCAAUAAUGUAUGACACCUUGUAAGAUUAAAUUGUGUUGGAAAACCAAACAAAUCCGUAUUAUAAAGAAGGACCUGCGUACAACUGAUUUCAAAUUAAUGGUAAAUUUAUUACAUUUCAGGGCUCGUACUGAAUAAAAUACAUUCCGAUUUUAUCACAUUUAAA
Molecule: messenger RNA, 2073 nt
Organism: Paramormyrops kingsleyae
Lineage: Eukaryota; Metazoa; Chordata; Actinopteri; Osteoglossiformes; Mormyridae
Product: protein FAM181A
Source: RefSeq, a predicted model, not a curated record